AUGGUGGCGGCGCGGCGGCGGCGCUGGGGGGUGCCGGUGCUGCUGGCGGCGUACGUGGGCUACCUGGGGCUGGGCGCCGCCGUGCUGCAGGCGCUGGAGCGGCCGGCCGAGGUGCGGGCGGCCCAGAACCUCCUCCGGGAGCACUGGGAGCUGCUGGCCAACCACACCUGCCUGCAGGGGCCCGCCCUGCAGCGGCUCAUCGAGGGUAUCAUCCAAGCCUACAAGAGUGGCAUAACCCUCCAGGGAAACACCACUAGCCUGGGCAGGUGGGACUUCAGUGGGUCUUUCUUCUUCUCCAUCUCUGCAAUAACAACCAUUGGCUAUGGGAACCUGAGCCCCAGCACUGCAGUUGGUCGAAUCUUCUGCAUCGUGUUUGCACUUUUUGGGAUCCCCUUGAACCUCAUACUCCUGAAUGAAAUUGGGCAGCUGAUGCUGCUUGGGGUUCAGCACUGUGCCUGUCGCCUAGAGGAGGUGUUUCACUGGCAGAAUAAAGCUUCCUUCCUGAUGAAGACCUGUGCACUGGUAACUGGCUUGUUAUUUUUCCUCCUGCUACCUCCCUUGUUGUUCUCUGACAAAGAAGGCUGGUCUUAUGAAGAAGGCUUCUACUAUUCCUUCAUUACCCUCAGCACUAUAGGGUUUGGAGACUAUGUGAUUGGGAUGAACCCAGAUCGCACCUAUCCAAGCUGGUACAAGAAUGUAAUCUCUCUGUGGAUCCUCUUUGGGAUGGCCUGGCUAGCACUGGUUAUCAAGUUUUGCAUCACCAUUCUAGAGAGCUCCAGUGACUUCUGUCAAUGCAACAAGAAGAACACGGAGAUGGCGGAAGACUUAAUGGAUGAUAACAAAAAUGGCAUGAGUGGACUUCAAAAUGUGGAGAUCUGCAGUGACAGAGACAAAAAUGAAAGUGCCAGUUGAAUCUCACUCUCACACAGCCCCUGCAGAAGCCCUGUAGGGAAGAAAAAUACCCUCGGUGUCCUGUAGGUUUUACUGCACCAGAGACAAUUUACACAUUUAGAAACGUGUAAGUGGAGCUGCCCUGACCUGUGGACAGGGUGACAGUUUGCUUAUUGAGCUUGAAAUGCUUUUAUUCUGAAUUGAGCAACGAGAGAAUGUUUCAUUUGCAGCACCACCAAGUAGUACCAACAGGACUCUUAGUCAAAAGUAGAUUUAUGGAAACGUUACCUGCCCUCCCACCUCAAUCUAUGAAGUAAUCUUUGACAUUCCUGAGCAACACUAGCUGUUGUCCAUUUCUUUGCAUGAUUCUUGCAGCCUCUAGUUAUGUGUAUGGCACUUUGCAAAUGCCACAGCCAUAAAAGCAAGUGCCAUUUAAUGCAGAAAACAAGUAGCAUGUUGCCAAAAGAAAUGAACAGCACUGUUUAAAGCUAUCUGGCAGCCUUGUGAAAGGAGGUAACAAGGUUUUGCUUCCGAUAAUUCGUACAGGGAUGGCAAUGAGGAAGAGCUUGUAGAGGUGCCUGAUAAAAAAAGAUAAUUCAAUUUUUUUAAAAAAGUAAUUUCUACAUCAGAGGUCUGCUAACAGAAAGCGACUACUGGGUAGGCUAUUCCUUACUUCAGAACUUAUGUGAGUUCAUCCUUUGAAGAAUUUUGCAGACCAGAUGUCAUCAUAAACGUGACAGUUCAUUUAGGUAGAUUUGUAUUUUGCCACAUUUUGCAAGUCGGAAAAGGACUAGAGGCAAUUUUAAGAGUCAGUGGUUCCAGCAUUUUCCUAUUGCCGAUGUUAACGAGGGCUACUUCAGUCUAGAAACAGACUGAAUUUUCUUCAGCUGUGAUCAAGAGACGCUAUUUUGAUGAACUUCUCAUUUCAUGAAUGAUUAAUGUACCUGUUCUAUCUAACAUCUUAUAUAUUACCACAAAUGCCUUAAAUCUGCAGAAUGCCAGAUGCUUAUUUAAUUGUGUCAGUCGUGAAACAGAACUUGGUUGGGUCUUUUUAAUUCCAUUAAAUUCUCAAAAACCUUUUGAUAUAUUAUGCCAUUUAUAAAGGUGCAACAGAGUCUAACUCCUGGUGCUGUUUGUAUUCCAUUAUCUGUUCUUCUCAUUUUGUUAUUCCUGUUGUGCUGUUUGCAUCCUAAGCAUUAACUUCGAAAACUUUACCAUGGCAGCAAGCCAGAAUGAAGCAUUUGGUUGAGCCUUCAGCUUUUGCAAUAAACCAAGAUUCCAUGAGGUUGUUAGAGAAAAGACUGAAAACAGAGUCUGUUGGAAUAUGGGACUGAGGAAUUAGAAAUAUCCAUUCACAGAAAUGGAAGGAGUGAAAAGUGUACAGUCUUCAGGAACACAAGUUCCAAAACAUAUACUGUGAAAAAAGUGUUUCCAGAAGAGGCCAGUCUGAGUGUUGAUAUCUGGUGGAACUGAUUACAGGAAAGAAACGCAUCAAAGGGAUCAGUUGUUGACCUUUUUCUGAUUGCACAGUAGUAAAUGUUCUCUCAAAUACUGUUUGAAGGGGCAGCAGAGAUCAGGAAGGGAAGCAGUGGACCUCUUGGAUCAUACUAAUGCAAAAUAAAUACAUUUCAAAUUUUUGAA
This is a messenger RNA of Hirundo rustica (Barn swallow), 2532 nucleotides long. RefSeq names its product potassium channel subfamily K member 17-like. The record is from RefSeq and is a predicted model, not a curated record. Gene Ontology annotation, cellular component: membrane. Gene Ontology annotation, biological process: potassium ion transmembrane transport; stabilization of membrane potential. NCBI's taxonomy places the organism in Eukaryota, Metazoa, Chordata, Aves, Passeriformes, Hirundinidae. The transcript is spliced from 5 exons. Gene Ontology annotation, molecular function: potassium ion leak channel activity. Bases 1 to 912 code for a protein of 303 amino acids.